Molecule: messenger RNA, 1656 nt
Organism: Cylindrotheca closterium
Lineage: Eukaryota; Bacillariophyta; Bacillariophyceae; Bacillariales; Bacillariaceae
Source: the annotation of a GenBank genome assembly
AUGUUGCAAGCUGUUACAUUACGUCGUGGCGCCAAGUCACUCCAGGCCGCCUCUCGAUCUUUCACUCGAAACCUCUCCUCGAAGCCAGCAUGGGCAACCAUUGAUGUUGGCGAGAUGGGUAAGCUGCCUACUCCAUACGCUGUUAGCAAUCUUGUCGGAGGAGAAUGGCGGAAAGCAAAGUCAGAGAUGUUGAUCCCGCAUCCGCUGGACAAAAAUCAGCACUCUAUCUUUUCUGUUCCAGAUACGGAUGUUUCUGAGUUGGAGCCGUUCUUUAAAAGCAUGAGGAAGGUUCCUAAAUCUGGAGUGCACAAUCCGUUGAAGAAUCCUCAUCGCUAUGUUGAGUAUGGGGAAAUUAGCAGAUUGGCAGGAGCAGCGCUAAGUGAUGAGAAGGUGGCAGAAUAUUUCGCAGAGCUUAUCAUGAAUUGCGUGCCAAAAUCGAAAGGACAGGCGUUGGGCGAAGUCAAAGUCACCGCUGAUUUUUUGAAUAAUUUCGCUGGGGACAAUGUCCGCCGCCUGGCAAAGUCGUUUGGUGUUCCAGGGGACCACUAUGGGCAGUUUAGUCAAGGCCACCGUUGGCCAUAUGGUGCCGUUGGAUUGGUGACGCCUUUCAACUUUCCGCUUGAAAUUCCAGUCUUGCAACUGAUGGGUGCUCUAUACAUGGGGAACAAGCCUGUCAUCAAACCGAGCGAACAAGUUUCGGUUGUAAUGGAGCAGUUUGUACGUCUCUUGAUACACAGCGGGAUGGACCCGAAUGAUCUUGAUCUCUUGAAUUGUAGAGGGCCAGUAGUCGAGAAGCUCAUCUUGGAGACUCCACUUCGAGUUACACAGUUUACUGGUAGUUCGAAAGUUGCCGAGCACUUGAGUCAGGCGACAAACGGCAAGGUGAAAAUUGAAGAUGCCGGAUUUGACUGGAAGGUUAUUGGUCCAGACGUCGACGAUGUCGACUAUGUUGCUUGGCAAUGUGAUCAAGAUGCUUACGCUACAAUUGGUCAAAAGUGUUCCGCACAGUCGAUUUGUUUCAUUCAUGAGAACUGGAAGAGCACCAAUCUGCUGGCGAAGAUGAAAGAAAAUGCAGAAGCAAGAUCCCUUUCUGACCUAACUGCAGGCCCUGUCCUUACUCAGACCACCAAACAGUUUCUUGAUCAUGCUAAUAGUAUAGCAGCUAUCGAAGGCGCAGAGAUCCUUUGGGGGGGGAAAGAACUAAAAGAUCACAAUAUUCCUGAUAUUUACGGGGCUGUUGAACCGACAGCCGUUUUUGUGCCGCUGGAAGAGAUGAUGAAAGAAGAGAAUUUCUCUCUUUGUUCGACAGAGAUAUUUGCCCCUUUUCAAGUUGUGACCACCUAUGACGACGACUCUGUUGACUUGGUAUUGCAUGCAUUGGAGAAGAUGUCUCACCAUCUGACUGCUGCCGUGGUCUCAAAUGAUCUUGAAUUCCAGAGCAAAAUCCUUUCAAACACCGUAAAUGGGACCACCUAUGUAGGACGAAGAGCAAGGACAACUGGAGCACCGCAAAAUCAUUGGUUUGGACCUGCAGGCGACCCUCGUGGAUGCGGCAUUGGAACACCAGAAGCCAUCCAACUGGUUUGGUCGUGCCACCGUGAAAUCGUCAACGACAAUUUCGUACCUGAUGGCUGGACUCAGCCAAAGGCAACAUAA